AUGACCGCCCUGUUGGACAAGGCAGCGUUCUACAUCCUCUUCCGAGACAAGAAGAAGAAAAUCGCACACUUCCUUCGCACUACCACACGGGAUUCGCUUUCAUCCGAGCUACACAUCAGCCUCGUUCAAGAAAUAGUCACUUCAAUCCCACUGGAACGCAUCUUCGACGCGUCUAGCAUCCAAGACUCGACCCAUGAGCAGCCGUACUGGUCAGAAAAAAGUUUCCAAGCCCACCUCGCCAGAACCCAUCCCGACAUAAUCAUCCCCGACACGGCUAUCGAAGUCCUCUGGUCCUGCUUCUGCUUCUACGCCUUCCAUCCCUUCCCCUUCUCUGCGGCAGACGACCGCAAGGUGGAGCUGCCCGCCUUCGACCGUGGUCUGCUCCUGCUGUCGCGGCAGGGCACCCGGCUUUUCGGGACUGUACACGAUGACUUCGGCCGCUGCUGGGGCCGGCUGGACGAGCCGUGUAACUGCGGGCGCCGGAUGAAUCGCAUUUUCCGGAGCAUCAGCCGGGUCGAUCGCGCGUCAAGCGCUGGUCCGCAAUGCGACGGCUUCGACACCUUCGUAACCGACGACAUGAUCAAUGCGAUUCUUGCUACCUUCCCGUUCCAUCCCAAACUGUAUCCGUCGCUGGAGCAGGUGCAGCCGCUAACGCAAAACCUCCUCGGGGGCCGAACGGGCCAAUAUGCGAUCAGGGCCGGGGACUUCGCGGCUUUGCUGUCCUUGAUCAUGAGGCUCAGAGUCUCUGGAACGACUUAUGACCAAAACUGCCAUUACGGCCUCCUAGAGGAGCCCAGCGCGGACACGGAGGAGCUGGUAGGGAUCCUGGUCCGAUCGUUCAGUCGCGACCAGGACGAGUAUCUGGCUCCCGAGAUGGUUCUCCGCGCUUUGGACAUCCUGCCCAAUCUCGAACAAUCGUUCCAUCAGCUGUGGGCCACGCUUUUCCAACCCGGCCCGUCCACGGAGCGACCGAAUCUCGAGCCCGCAUCCUCCCUCGACACCAUGGACGCGAUCCUACAUGCGGUAUCACUGUUCAUCCCGCCAUUCCAGACCCACCAGCGGUCAGAACUGGCACGCAGAGUGAAGCUGAUUGCCUUUCACAACUGCUAUGAUGCGCGAUUCCGGGACCCGACCGACAACCUCGACCUGCGGCAUAUCCUCCAGCAAGCCACACACAACAGUCCGACCGGUCGCGCGUAUCUCAUUUUGCUUCUGGGGAAUCACGCGCAAGACUCGGACAAGGUGGUGGUGGGUGCAUUCUUCCGCGAUGCUCCCACCACCGACGACAAGGCGCCGCCGGAGAGAGGCAGAUCGACCGUCGCCCAUCCAUACCUUCUCUUCCAGCUUCAGCCACAGUUCAGCCUGUUUCGCUGGGCUGGAGGACGCAGCAGCAGGCCUCUCUCGCCCGAAGACGAAGAUGGCAGUGCGACCGGGCAUACCGAGCACCGGAACUGCCUCGGGGACCCCGGUGGAUCGCGGGUGGCCGUCGAAAUUGACGCGAGCACAGGACAGGCUACCUUCCUGCGAGGCACGGUCCACGCUGCAGGCGCGCUCUCAGGUGGGUAUGAGGAGUUAACGAGGAAGGAUGACAGAACUGCGAGUGUGCACGAGUGGCAAACGGACUUCACCGUGAGCCGCGUCGCCGUCUUCGGUGUGGAGGGCGGGCCGACCUAUGCCUGCCAGAGUCCGUGGUGA
Molecule: messenger RNA, 1695 nt
Organism: Aspergillus japonicus CBS 114.51
Lineage: Eukaryota; Fungi; Ascomycota; Eurotiomycetes; Eurotiales; Aspergillaceae
Exons: 4
Coding region: 1-1695 (564 amino acids)
Source: RefSeq, a predicted model, not a curated record